CCUGUUUUUGCACAUUCGCCCCGUCAUAAAAUCCUCAGAUCGUAAUCCAAACGUUAUCGUUUUUCACAUUUCUCCCCACCCGCACGUGUCUUCCGAAACAUGGCCUUCUAAACUGAGACAUACACACACUACUUAUACUCUCCUACAAAACCUGGAUUCCAUUUCGCUUUGGCUGGCUUUUGUUCGGAAAGAAUUUAGCAGUUGACGGCUACGCACGACAAACGGUGGUGCAAUGGAAGAUUCCGGUGAUUCUCAUAUGAAGAUAAUUAAUGGCGAAGCUGGUUAUGUGCUUGAAGAUGUGCCUCACUUGACUGAUUACAUUCCCGAUCUCACUACGUAUCCGAAUCCAUUACAAGUUAAUCCUGCCUAUUCAACUGUCAAGCAGUACUUCGUUGAUAUGGAUGAUACUGUUUCACAGAAGGUUGUUGUUCACAAGGAUGGUCCAAGAGGGUUACACUUUCGGCGUGCUGGACCACGCCAAAAUGUUUAUUUUCGGCCUGAUGAUGUUCAUGCAUGUAUCGUAACAUGUGGUGGUCUAUGUCCUGGGCUCAACACGGUGAUCAGGGAGAUUGUUUGUGGCCUUUAUCAUAUGUAUGGUGUUAGAAAUGUUCUUGGGAUUGAUGGAGGCUACAGGGGUUUCUAUUCGAAAAACACAAUUCCUUUGACUCCUAAGUUUGUUAAUGACAUUCAUAAACGGGGUGGUACCAUCCUGGGGACAUCACGAGGUGGCCAUGAUACAUCAAAGAUUGUUGACAGCAUUCAGGAUCGCGGGAUUAAUCAGGUCUACAUAAUUGGAGGUGAUGGAACUCAAAAAGGAGCAGCAGUUAUUUAUGAGGAAAUCCGUCGACGUGGCCUAAAAGUGGCAGUUGCUGGAAUUCCAAAAACAAUUGAUAACGACAUUCCUGUCAUUGACAGGUCCUUUGGUUUUGACACUGCUGUCGAGGAGGCUCAACGUGCAAUAAAUGCAGCUCAUGUUGAGGCUGAAAGCACUGAGAAUGGUAUUGGUGUUGUGAAGUUAAUGGGGCGAUAUUGUGGAUUCAUUUCAAUGUAUGCUACUCUUGCCAGCCGGGAUGUAGAUUGUUGUUUGAUUCCAGAGUCACCAUUCUAUCUAGAAGGGAAAGGUGGCCUUUUUGAAUUCAUUAAAAGACGACUUAAAGAAAAUGGGCAUAUGGUUAUUGUUAUUGCUGAAGGAGCAGGACAAGAUCUUGUUUCAGAGAGUUUGCAAUCCUUGGACCAACAAGAUGCCUCGGGAAAUAGGCUGCUUCAGGAUGUUGGGCUAUGGAUAUCUCAGAGGAUUAAGGCUCAUUUUGCAAAAGAAAAUAAGAUGAACAUCACUCUCAAAUAUAUUGAUCCUACAUACAUGAUCCGUGCAAUUCCAAGCAAUGCCUCUGAUAAUGUCUUCUGCACACUCCUUGCUCAUAGUGCUGUUCAUGGAGCAAUGGCUGGAUUUACAGGCUUCACAGUUGGAUCUGUCAAUGGCCGACACUCUUACAUUCCUUUUAAUAGAAUCACUGAGAAGCAGAACAAGGUUGUGAUUACUGACAGGAUGUGGGCAAGACUUCUGUCUUCAACUGACCAGCCGAGUUUCUUGAGACCCAAAGUUGUAAAUAAACAGGAAAAACCUUCAAUUCAGUUGUUGAAUGACAAUUUAAAAGAUACAAAGCAAUGAUUGGAGACUGUACAAUGAUCCAUACAUGUCAUCUGAGACUGAGAAGCUCGGUCAUGUGUUUCCAAAUUAAAUCAUUUUUGUGAUCAUUGAUCAGUAGAGAGUUCUCUAGUUAGGGGAUACAUCUAGAAUUUUUUCAUACUUUCAGAUUUAUAUAUUACUAGUCUUUUAGACAUGGGGUUGCAUGUUUUAAUUAAUUUAAAAUUUAAAAUUUA
This is a messenger RNA of Jatropha curcas, 1881 nucleotides long. It is a transcript of the gene PFK6, whose product is annotated as phosphofructokinase 6. Gene Ontology annotation, molecular function: 6-phosphofructokinase activity; ATP binding. The record is from RefSeq and is a predicted model, not a curated record. Gene Ontology annotation, biological process: glycolytic process; fructose 6-phosphate metabolic process. NCBI's taxonomy places the organism in Eukaryota, Viridiplantae, Streptophyta, Magnoliopsida, Malpighiales, Euphorbiaceae.